UGGCCACAGCACCACAACCGCGCACGCUGAGGAAUGCAUCGAGUCGCGCUGAAUCACGGAAGGGUUUUGACUGUUGCUGGAAAAACAAAUGCCGCCAGAGGAUGGUCGGUACUCUCACGCCACGGCACCCGGCGAGCCCUCUCUGACACCGGUGACAGCGGUGGAGGCUCUGACACCGGUGACAGCGGUGGAGGCUCGGGAGAGAGCUCUGGGCAAAAAGGAGGCGCAAGGGGAAGGCAGAAACAAGUAGGGGGUGCAGGAGGGGCCAAACAGCCCGCGGGCCGGGGCCGUGGAGCAUUUAGCCAGUUCCUGAGGACACACGAGCGGAAAAUCGGUAAGCAGUUGCGGAAGAUCGACGAGAUCCCGGAGGACGACCGUGGAGGGGACCCCGCCAGCGGACAGUUUGAGGACUCCGAUGAAGGUUCAGGCACUAAAAAGUUCGCGGGGACCGCAAGGGAUGAAGAGUUAUUAUUUGAAGAAAAGGAACCUGAAGACGACUCUAGGUCGUCCAAGUCGCAAGACGAUAAAUGGCAAGAGCAAUGGUUUUCGCACGAAGACAAGAGGUUGGACAAGUUGGGCUUGGAGCAGCCUGAAGGAGAAAUGGGAGGGGACCUACCGGAGCUUGACGACUGUGAGGAAGAUGACCACUUCGAUGCUGACGAUGAGUGGGACGACGAGGCCUGGAAAGGGUACACUCCGGAGCAAAUCGAAGAGUUCAAGAUACUGGGCGCCAGACUCGAGGAAGAGGAGAGCAAGCAGAUGGCAGACUUGCGCAGGAGGUGGAAGGAGACGAAGGCGGACUCAGUGAAGAAACACGGAACUGCGGAGCACCUAGAAUUACCGGAUAUCGUUAUCAAGCACGAGAUCACAUACGAAGCACCUCCGGGCAAGGCCAACGCAGACCGCUCCAUGCCAACACCACGCCCAGUGGAAACAAUCGUCGACAGCAUGCAGCUUCCCCCUGGCCUCGACGUGACGCCGGACGACCCAGAGUACGAGGAGGUGGUAAAGAUGUGGAUGACCUUGUCCCGCAACAACACAAUGGACGAGAGAAUGAAGAAAAGUAUCAUUGGGCAAAUCUCCACGUUCAUCGCCAAACACCGCAACUCGGAUGCCUUCCAAAAGGCCUUGGAGACGCAGGACUUCCCGGAAGUACGUGGCAGGCGGCCACGUUGAGACAUGCUAUAUAGUGCAUACAGCAUGUCGGCCCACAAACCUUGGCGGUGGCUAUUUUUGGUGUCCGUGGAAGGCUACCAAGGCCGUACAUACUGCCACCAUUUGGAGGGCGCAGACUAGAAAGACGUAGUCAAGGAAGUACCUCAACCAGCCCAUCGAGUCUGCGUUACGCUGGGCUUUAGGGCGAAGGCGAUCUCGACAACCCCGUCUUGUUACAUUGCUCGCAUGCUGCCUGCGUUUUAGCAUGACAGAUGGAGUUGGUUUGCGGUCCUAGGUUCCACGGCGUAGGUUAUUGAGACGCGCCUCCAGUUCGCUCAUUCCGGCGUCUCCCCCACCAGCCCCUGGCUGUGCUGGUGGCUGUGGCCCUCCCCCACCUCCCCCGCCAGCUUCAGCAGCAGCAACGGGCUGUCUAGCCGCUUCCGCCGAACUGGCAGCCCCUUGCGCCACUCCAGUCGUUGGAGCUUCUGGUACCCCCUCGUCGAAUGACACUCCAAUCUCAUCCAAGACCUGAACAUGAAUGUUUGUCCACGGCAGCAGAGAUUUGAAGCGAUUUUACAUGCAAGGUUCUAGGCGCUUUCGCGCCACCGCCCAAAGUGAACGAUUCCUAGGCAAAGAUCGAUCCGGAGUGCAGAGGCCAGGCAGUAGGUCAAACGUGCGCUGACCAACUGCUGUGUUGCAAUGUGUUGAUUGGAGAGUGUACUUGAUUGCAGGACCACCAGGAGGAGGUCGGGUACAUCUACACAUGUAUCUACAUUUGGAAGAACGGACUAUACUUCAAUUAUUACUGGCG
Molecule: messenger RNA, 1966 nt
Organism: Ectocarpus sp. CCAP 1310/34
Lineage: Eukaryota; Phaeophyceae; Ectocarpales; Ectocarpaceae
Source: the annotation of a GenBank genome assembly